AUGGCUCAGCCAAAAGGCUAUGUCAAUUCUGAUUUUCCAGAUCAUGUAUGCAGCCUUAAAAAGGCCAUUUAUGGCCUAAAACAAGCCCCGCGCGCCUGGUAUGAGGCCCUCACGGCUUAUUUGAAUACUAUUGGAUUUGUUAAGUCCGAAUCAGAUGCCUCACUGUUCAUUUUUAAAUCCCUGGCUGUUACUGUUUACAUUUUAGUAUAUGUGGAUGAUAUUCUCAUUACUGGGAACCAUCCAAACUUAGUUGCGCAGGUCAUCAACUCUUUGGCUAGCAGGUUCUCACUAAAGAAUCUUGGUGAACUUAAUUAUUUCUUGGGAAUAGACGUUAAGCGUGUUCCAAAUGGGAUCAUCCUAUCUCAAUCUCAAUAUAUUCUUGAGAUUCUAUCUGAUGUGGAUAUGACAGAUUGCAAAGGGGUUGCCACACCGAUGUGCUCCAGCUCGCCACCUAAAGCAGAUGAUGGUUCACCCCCUGCCGAUGCAACCCUUUAUCGACGCACUCUGGGUAAGCUGCAAUACUUAUCAUUCACGCGUCCUGACAUCUCAUUUGCAGUAAACAAAUUAUCCCAAUUUAUGCAUUCUCCAAGUCUGGAACAUUGGAAGGCUGUAAAAAGGGUUCUGCGCUACCUCAAGUCAACAACAACAUCGUGCUUGGAAAUUCGUCAUCAUGCUGAUAGGAAUUUGUAUAUGUAUGCUGAUGCUGACUGGGCAGGUGAUCCCAGUGACAGAAUCUCAACAUCGGGUCAUAUGCUCUUCUUGGGACCAAAUCCCAUAUCUUGGUCCUCCAGGAAACAACAAUCAGUUGCUCGAUCAUCCACAGAAGCUGAAUACAAAUCGGUCGCCAAUGCACUCGCGGAGCUUACAUGGGUCCAAAACCUCUUGGAUGAACUGAGGUAUCAUAUAUCAAACACGCCAAGUAUUUUCUGUGACAACAUUGGCGUAUCAUAUCUUAGCAAGAAUCCAGUUUUUCACACUAAGAUGAAACACAUUGCGGUAGACUUUCAUUAUCUUCGCAACAGUGUGAACUCCGGCAAAGUGACUGUCAAAUAUCUUCCUUCUAUAGAUCAAGUAGCAGACACUCUAACCAAGCCGCUGCCCAAACCUGCCUUUCUUCGAUGUCUAACCAAGUUAGGUGUUGUUGCACCACACCUAACUUGA
Solanum tuberosum (potato) is the source of this 1161-nucleotide messenger RNA. RefSeq lists its product as uncharacterized. The record is from RefSeq and is a predicted model, not a curated record. The transcript has a single exon. Bases 1 to 1161 code for a protein of 386 amino acids. NCBI's taxonomy places the organism in Eukaryota, Viridiplantae, Streptophyta, Magnoliopsida, Solanales, Solanaceae.